Molecule: messenger RNA, 1881 nt
Organism: Diaporthe amygdali
Lineage: Eukaryota; Fungi; Ascomycota; Sordariomycetes; Diaporthales; Diaporthaceae
Product: mitochondrial ribosomal protein subunit s4
Exons: 2
Coding region: 1-1881 (626 amino acids)
Molecular function (GO): protein binding
Source: RefSeq, a predicted model, not a curated record
AUGUCUAGAGGUAUGCCUACUGACUACUAUGUCCAGGCGAUCCGCCGGAAGCUGGAGAGCGACCUCUCCAAGAAGAAGCACCUCACCGGCCGUGCUAGGCACACCCGAAAGGCUCCUCCCGGAACCGUCCUCGCCCUGAAGCCCAGCCAGGCCCUCCAGAUCAAGCCCCAGACAACCGUUGCCGAGGCUGCCCAGUUGAUGGCCGCGAAGAGAGAGGACUGCGUGCUAGUCACCGACGACGAUGAUAGAAUCGCGGGUAUCUUUACGGCCAAGGACUUGGCCUUCCGGGUCGUGGGAGCCGGACACAAGGCAGUCAACGUGACCAUCGCCGAGAUCAUGACCAAGAACCCGUUGUGCGCCCGAACCGACACCAGUGCCACCGAUGCCCUCGACCUAAUGGUGCGCAAGGGCUUCCGUCACUUGCCCGUAAUGGACGAGAACCAGGACAUCUCGGGUAUUCUCGAUAUCACAAAGUGUUUCUACGAUGCGAUGGAGAAGCUGGAGAGGGCCUACUCUUCCUCGAGGAAGCUGUAUGAUGCGCUCGAGGGUGUCCAGUCAGAACUUGGAUCCAGCCAACCCCAGCAGAUCAUUCAGUAUGUCGAGGCCCUGCGAUCCAAGAUGUCGGGUCCCACCUUGGAGUCUGUCUUGAACGGCGAGCCCCCAGUCACAGUCAGCGUCAGGACUCCAGUCAGGGACGCCGCCCAGAUGAUGAAGGAGAACCACACCACUGCAGUCCUGGUUCAGGACAACGGCGCCAUCACGGGCAUUUUCACCAGCAAGGAUGUCGUUCUCCGUGUCAUCGCUCCUGGCUUGGACCCAGCCACUUGCAGUGUCGUCCGUGUUAUGACCCCUCACCCUGACUUUGCUCCUAUCGACAUGAGCAUCCAGGCAGCUCUCCGGAAGAUGCACGAUGGUCAUUACCUUAACCUCCCUGUCAUGAACGAUGGCGGUGAGAUCGUUGGCAUGGUCGAUGUACUCAAGCUGACCUACGCGACUUUGGAGCAAAUCAACGGCAUGUCCACAACGGACAGCGAGGGCCCUGCAUGGAACAAGUUCUGGCUGUCCCUCGACCACGAGACGGAAUCCAUGGUUUCUGGCGACGGCACCCACCACGAUCGCAGCCACGUUGGCUCGCGCUCGCUGAUGUCCCCCGAUCUCAAUAGGGAACGUAUCUUGGACAGCGUCGCACCUGGCGACUCGGCCUCCCACGCUGGAGUCGACUCGCCCCCGCAGAGCGCCCUGGCACACUCCCCGGAGCUGCCACCCAGCGAGCUGCCGUUCCCCUUCAAAUUUAAGACCCCAAGCGGCCGCACACAUCGUCUUCAAGUGAUUGCCUCGCAGGGCAUGGAUACUUUUGUUGUGAAUGUCAUCUCGAAGCUCGGUUCCGAGGUUGACUCUGUUGGUGGCGCACCCACGGUCGAGGACGGCAAGCUGUCCUCCACCGGGUUCGCGCUUAGCUAUCUGGAUGACGAGGGUGACUCGGUAUCCAUCACGACUGACCAGGACCUGCUGGAAGCGAUCCUCCUCGCACGUCAGAGCCACCACGACAAGGUGGAUCUUUUUGUCCAUGAUCCCGAGAAACCCCCUAUUGCGGCCGUACCCACUCCCGCUCCAGAGCCCGUCAUCCCCACGCCCCCGGCGUCUAGUGUUCUGCGGGAGCGCAGGAGGAGGAACUACGACGGCGAGGACGACAGCGAGGAGGAUGAGAGCGAGGACGAGUCGCCACGGGGCGCGCGGGCCAGGAGACACCGCAGCAGGCACGCGCCUCCAGAGCAGGUGGUCCCUGGUGUUCCCAACGAAUUGCUCCUCCCCGGUGCGAUUGCAACGCUCGCGAUUGUUAUUGUGGCGACCUUCACUAUUGGCCGCAUGUCAAGCCGAUAG